AACAGGACGAGCACGGUUCAGUGAUGAGUUUCGGACAGCGUAAAAACUUCACCGUUCCGGUGGAUGCAGAAUCGCCGGAAGCGCGAGACGAUGCCAAGCUGCUCCCGUUGGGACCGUUCGACAAGAUACCGCCGAUCAUUAUCGAUGGACAGGAUCCGCCCAAAACGCCCAUCACACCGACCACCCCGAUCAUAUUCUGUCCCCAGUCUCCGUCGGUCGGUAGCAAAAGAAGCCGAGCGUUAAGGCCGGGUACGACACGAAAGUACCGGAGACGGGCGAUUUUGAAGAAUGGCGACUGCAACAUUGUACUCUCGAAGGUAUCCCGGCAGCGGUUGCGCUUCUUGCAGGACAUUUUCACCACACUGGUCGAUGCUCAGUGGCGCUGGACGUUGCUCGUGUUUGCGUUCAGCUUCAUCGGAUCGUGGCUCUUUUUCGGUGCAAUCUGGUGGUUGAUCGCGUUCACGCACGGAGAUCUGGAGGAGAUGCAUUUGCCGAAGAAUCAAGAGGAAUCUGGCUGGAAGCCGUGUGUGUUCAACAUCGAGUCGUACACGUCCGCGUUCCUGUUUUCGAUCGAAACACAAACCACCAUCGGUUACGGUUACCGGACAACGACCGAGGAAUGUCCGGAAGCAAUCUUCAUCAUGUGCUUCCAGUCGAUCUACGGCGUUAUGAUGCAAGCGUUUAUGGUCGGUUUUGUGUUUGCGAAGAUGACCCGUCCGAAGCAUCGAACACAGACACUGCUCUUCUCGAAGCAUGCCGUCGUUUGUCAGCGUGACGGUGAGCUAUGCCUAAUGUUCCGCGUGGGGGAUAUGCGCAAGAGCCAUAUUAUUGGAGCAAACAUACGGGCCCAGCUAAUACGUACCAAGUUGUCCCGCGAGGGUGAAGUGAUGGCACAGUAUCAGCACGAGCUAGAGGUUGGGGCAGAUCAUUGCGGUUCGGAUCUAUUUUUCAUCUGGCCCCAGAUAGUGACGCACAGGAUUAGCUCCGAGUCUCCCUUUUUCAACAUGUCGGCGUCGGAUUUGCUGCAGGAUCGGUUCGAGAUCGUCGUCAUCCUGGAGGGUACGGUAGAGUCGACGGGACAAUCGACCCAGGCCCGUUCGAGCUACGUCAACACGGAGAUACUGUGGGGCCAUCGGUUCGAACCGAUCGUGUUUUAUAAUAAGGAAAAUCAGGUGUACGAGAUCAAUUACAGCAAGUUUAACGAGACGCAUUCCGUCGAUACGCCACUCUGUUCGGCACGUGAGCUGGCCGAGUUCUACAAGUAUCAGGACGAUUACCGCAAUCAAGACCAACUCGAUACUGUUUCCUCAAAAUCGAUGUUCGAACAACGCUGGCACCAGCAUUACACCAACACCGUGCGAACGCUCAGUUCGAUCUGCCUAGAAGACGAACGUUCGUCGCUGGGCGUUCAAGCCCGCUACCUGACAAUCCAGGGUGUUCCCAGGCGGCCGCGGUCCUAUCACCAGCUGGAGAGCAAUCUGCGCAAUCUCUUCAAUCCACCUUCGGUCACAAUUUCGCCCUCAUCGACCAGCUCCAUCCGUGUAGACAGUCCGUAG
Molecule: messenger RNA, 1556 nt
Organism: Anopheles maculipalpis
Lineage: Eukaryota; Metazoa; Arthropoda; Insecta; Diptera; Culicidae
Product: G protein-activated inward rectifier potassium channel 3-like
Exons: 5
Coding region: 24-1556 (510 amino acids)
Biological process (GO): regulation of monoatomic ion transmembrane transport; potassium ion import across plasma membrane
Cellular component (GO): plasma membrane
Molecular function (GO): inward rectifier potassium channel activity
Source: RefSeq, a predicted model, not a curated record